Sclerotinia trifoliorum is the source of this 2576-nucleotide messenger RNA. NCBI's taxonomy places the organism in Eukaryota, Fungi, Ascomycota, Leotiomycetes, Helotiales, Sclerotiniaceae. The record is from the annotation of a GenBank genome assembly.
UGGCAAUAUGAGUGUCUCCUUUUUUAUGAACGGUUAACAAAGAAGCCAGACGCAUAUAUAAGUAUUUGGACAUUCAGUCCCAAGUUCUCCACUUCCUAGAGUAAUCCAAUUAUAGACACACGUCAGUUAACCAUUGACUUGCAAUAUGUCAGAAAGGGAGAAUCUUCGUCAACAAUUUGCUGAAAUUCGCCGCCGCGAAACGGGCCAAAGUACCAAAAGUGGCAAGGUCACCAAUCCUAACGAGCAAGAGCAAGACAUGACAGAAGCAGGACCGAUCUCGCAAGGCAUAGAAAUGAUAUCAAAAACUAGGUCAGAAGCUAUGGAGCACGAUCCCGAGGUCGAGCCAGAUGGAGUAGAUGAUGCGAGCAAGAGAAGUGGAGAAGCGAUGAGCCUGUCGUUGACGGUAGCUCAAACAGAGCAGCAAAACAACAUUAAUGAUUUGGAGAAUAUCAGGAAGAGAAUCAGACUGUGGGCAGUCACACGAGGUUGGUCUCCAAUUAUUCCAGUGCACCAGAAGCUAAUAAGACAGGCGCGGGCGCGUCCUAAGCCAGUACAAGUCUCACAAGAUGUUACGGCAGCAAUUGAAGCGCUGUCCUUCAAAGUAUGCAAUCAAGACGAAAUCAUCAGAAAUUUAGGUGAAGCAAGCGAUAAACAUGCCGCGGAUAAUAAAGCCCUGACAAAAAUGGUCGACGAGACAAGCGUCAAAGUCAGCAAUUCUAAAGCCAUAUCGGUGACCCAAAAUCUGCUACUAGCCCAACUGCAGGGCGAACUUAAAGUAAAUCAAGCAAAGUUCGAUGCCUUGCAGGCGUACAGUAAUAGAAAAGCUGUGGAACUGAUAAGUAAGGAUGAGACGGUUGAACAGCUUCAAAAACAACUGAGAAAUACCAAUCGAAAAUUACGGGAAUGCGAAGCCGCAAGAGUAGUGGCGCCUCCCAUGAGUCGAUCCCUUGAUGCGGCCAGGAUCCAAAGUAUCAGGCUCAAGGAUAGUGCAGCUGACAAAGAAGAGAUAAAAAAUCUGAAGUCGAAAAGCUUAGCACUUGAAAAAGAGCUGCACGAAGCGAAAGUGCAAGUCAAACAAGAAAAUUCUAAAGCAAAACAGAUAGCGAAGCAGCACGGAGAUGAGAUAGCAAAACUCAUAAAUGAUAACGAUGAUCUAGUCAUCGAAAAGGUAUUCAUGGAGACUGAGCUGAAAUCCGUGAAGGAAUCUUUUACUAUUCAACUUGAAGAAAUGGAGACACUUGUCAAGAAACUCAGACUCGAACUUAUUGAAAGCAAAGGAAACUUCCGGUCCUGGCUACGUAUCCGACCUCCGCAAGGCACUCUCAUUAAGCAGCCCAUCUCAAUUCGUGGUGGUGAUAAAGUAGAAGUCAUCGACAGAUUUGGCAACACUCGCGACUUCCAAUUCGACCGUGUCUUUGCACCUGAAGCUAACAAUGCCUCCGUUUUCCACGACCUAAGUGAAAUCUUAGAAGCUGCCCUUCAAGGUUAUGAUAUUACCGUCCUUGCAUAUGGACAAACUGGCUCUGGAAAAACAUACACUAUGAGUGCAAUGCUCGAUAUGGCUUUAGAAAAAAUUUUCACUCAACUCGGCAAAUCCUACGGGACAGACUAUAGUGUCAAGGGCCGCUGUAUUGAAGUAUAUGAACAUAAGGUAUACGACCUCUUCAAGCCAGUACGAGAACCACAAAAGGUCUCAAGCGAGUGCGGUGGUAUGUGGCCCGUCCGUGAACAAGUAUUGCCAGUACAAACGACUGUUCUUGACAAUCUUGAAUCCAUUCAAGCAAUGAUUAAGGAUGUGAAUAAGAAUCGUACAUCAGGUCAAACUGAGAAAAAUGACACUUCAUCACGUUCUCACAUGUUCUUGUCCUUCCAGAUAAAAGCAUCAAAGACAGAACCAUCUGGUGCCAUCACAACGACACGCUCCGGCAUUACAUUCAUUGAUCUUGCAGGUUCCGAGUCUUUGAAAAAUGUCACUGGUCGACAGACAGAAACACAAGCUAUCAACUCCGAGCUUUCAGCCUUGAAAAGCGUGCUAAUUGCCAUGGGCAACAACGCAGCACGCAUUCCAUUCCGAGACACACAGCUCACCAGACUGCUUCAAGACGGCUUCACUGGCGGUAAAGUGCUUUUUAUCCAAGCAGCUAGCCUUGGUGAGCUGGAGGAAUCCAUUCAUACGAUGGAUUUUGGUAGUUUAGUGAGCAAGAUUACGCAAAAAAGGCCGGCGAAGAAUGUUGUGACGGAGUUUGCCGCUACAGAGGGUGGGCUGGGGGAAACGACAGUGACAUCGCUGACACCCGCUGCUGGUGCUAGCACUAGAGUGGCGGCCAAGGAUGCCGCCUCUACUCGAGGUGCUCCAGCUACGAGGGGUAGUCAUGGUCCCCGAGGCAAUACUCGGGAUAGAGAACGAGGUAAAUGAAGAGCAGGCCGUUAUGAUAAGGCGUGAGUCUAAAGUAUGUAUAUUGCAACUUGAUGCGUUUGAAGUUAUAGCUUUUAUGAUUUUGAUGAAUCUUUGAUACCAAUGUUAUUUGCUUUCAUUGUUGGUAUCAUCGCUGUGAUGACAGGAUGUAGUGAUCAAU